AUACAUAUGUAUUCGAAUCUUGAGAGUUUGUUCACUAGUUCAAUUUCACAACCUAUCAUUCUGCAUAGCUAAAUGACAAAUUUAUAAGUCCAAAUUAUAUACCCUCACAAAUUUAAUGAAUAUUCUAAAAAAUCAGAAUAGUUUUGCAAGUAUUUAUCAAAAUCACUCGUAAUUAGAAACAUAAUACUUGAUUUUGUUGAUUUAUUUAGUCUUAACAUGAAAUCCUUCAAUUAUUUUAUUUUAACCUUUUAUAAAGAAGAAAGAAAAGGGAAUAAGAUAGCACAAAUCCCACUUAGAAGUUAGAAGCACUCAAUUGAACAAAGACAAGAGCAUCUAUUGAAUGGAGAUCAAGUAAAAGUAAAAACCAUAAAUGAAGUGAAAAUUUAGUACAAACAAAAGCAAAAAGAAGCCAUGAAUGGAUCUCCAAAAAACACAUUAGUUAGGACAAGAGGACAGAACAGUGAUAUGAGGGGCAGAGGCACCUAAUUGCUAAUGGAGUAAUGGUGCUCUUCCUUCAUUGCCACCUUUAAAAAUUCAAAACUUCCUUUUUUUAUUUUUUAAUUAUUCCUCAAGAAAACAUAUAGAGGAUAGGAAGAAGAAUUUGCCAACCAAAUAAAAUAAGGGGAAAUUAAUAAAAAAAUAAAAAGAAUAUGCUUAUUAAGUCAUAUGGUGGAGAUUGCAGCAAAAGGCAGCGAGGAGGGAGAUGUUCCAUGCUGAAGAUGAGAGGGACAUCCAGCAAUCAGCUGAGAGAGUCUAGAGAGAGAAACAAACCCCAGAAAAGAAGUAUUAGAUUGAGUUUUUGGAGUGAAGAAGGAAGCAGAAGAAGCAGAGGAUGGAGAAGGGUUUAAGAGAAGGGUUUUAGCCUCUUAGGUCUACCAACUGGUAGUUAAGAGAUUGGAACUCCUUAACCAAACCCCAUAAGAAAAAAAAAAUACUAUCAAGUUGUGAACUUUACCAACAACAACAGCAGCAGCAAGCAACAUAGGAGGAGAUGGUGAACAAGCUGCUGCUGAAUCCACAAGAAGAAGGGGAGUCGAGCUGAUUACAGUCCUCACCAACCGCCAAACACCAUACCCUUUUUCUUCUUUAUCAUCAUCAUAAUUCUAGCUAGUUUUAUCUCUCUGCUUUCACUCUCUAGCUGCUAUUUGCCUUUCAUUCUCUAACUUGGUUUCAACAAACUGUUGGAUGGGGAUUUGAGGUUUGAAGCAACAAAGCCCCAUCCAAAGCUAAGAAAAGAAAGGGGAUCCAGAAGAAAAGAAAGACAGCUUAGCCUAACCCUCCCACCACCACCACUAUUUCAACACAAAAGGGCCACACAGAGAUAGCUGCAAACAGAAAGCUAUCAUUUGGUAUUCCCCUUUGAGAAAGAGAAGAGAGGGAUGCUCACGUGGGGAUUUUUUGAUGGAAUGAUGGAUGGAGAAUAUAUGAUGGGAGGAGAUAAAAGAUCAAAAGUGAGAGGAAGGGGCUUGUAAUCCCUUCCCCACAUAGAGAAGAAAAGAAGAAAGAGAGUGAGAGAAACAGUUCAUUGCAUCUCCUUUCAAUUAUCACCUCCUUUCUUUUCAGAGAGAAAGAAGAUAGGGAUUGGGGAAAAAGAGGAAUUUUUUGCUUCUUCUAUCCUUGGUAUUUCCCCUAUUCCUCUCCUAGAGUGUAUAUUCCUCGAGCAAGGACUUUGUAUAUUGUUAUUUUUUUGUUGUUCUUCUUCGUCUCGUUGGAAGUCAGUGGUGGAUCGAUCGAUGUGUUUGAGGUUUUACUGUUCCCUGAGGCACCCACAAAACUGUUUACUGGUUUCCAGGUACAAAUUUUUUAUUCAGCCAUUAAAUUAAGCUUCCUUUUUGCUGCUAAAGUUUUGAUCUUUUUGUUUUGCAUUCUUCUCAUCUCUUUGCUGUCUCUUUCUUUCUUCCAUGUGCCUGAUGGGAAGGAAGAGAAGAAGAGAUGGAUGGUUUUAAGUGGCGGUGACUGUGGUGAUAACCCCAUGGGGAAAUUGUUAAUUUAUUGGAAACUUUUGCUUGUGUUGGAAUGAGCAAAAUUUGAAUAUGCUGUUGUGUUGGGAUUUGCAGAUUCUGGGUUUGUCUUGUUUGUGUUCUUUUGCAGGAGGGGUGUUCCUUUUCCUCUUCUUCUUUUUCUAUCUUGGGGUUUGUUUGGGGUUGGUGGAUGCUUCUGUUCUGAAAGUUUGUGUAUUCCUUAAUAUUCUAUUUUCUUCUUUGGUUGUGUCUCAAGUUACUUAAUGUUGUGUACUAGAUUGGUCAUUUUUUCCUUUUACCUUGUCUCUUGGGAUAACUAGAAACCGGGAGAUGAUGAAGGUGUCAGAGAGCCAAAGGUACUAUGAUGUUUGGUUGCUCUUGUGUACCUUCCUGUGAACUUCAAACCUUACAGCAUCUCUUGCCUCUUCUGGUUGGGUGAAAUUGCUGCUUUGAUUGCUACUUCUGAGCUGCAAAUGGAAGUUUAAUGUACAGUUGAUGUCCAUUUUCAGUUGAGAAGGGGGGUGACUAUGCAUGCAAUCUGAUUGGAACCGUAUAAGAUAAGAGGGGAAAGCUCAUGAUUUGAAUAAAAAAUGGCAACUUACUAUCCCGGUUCCAGCAAUGAAAGGGAGGCUGCUGCUACCCCAAUGGUAUAUCUUCCUGGUGCAUACUCCGAGACUCCAGUUCUUACCGGCAACAUGAUGAUGUACAUGAAUCCCGGGUCAUACUCAGAUGGAUUACCUUCCAAUGCUCAGCAACAAAACAACUGCAUUGAAAUUCAGUCUGUAGAGGGAUCAACCUCGACCCAUCAGCAGCAGCAGCAGCAAGAGGUAUUGACGAAUCUUGAGGGAUCACGAGUCAGUGAGCAUGAUAUCAAUGCAUGGAGAGAUGGCAGAAAUGAGAUGCUUGUUAUGCACUCAAUUGCUGGUACUUCUAGCAACAUUCUUCAACAGAAUUUACAAGGACAAGGCUUGUCUUUGAGCUUGGGGACACAAAUCCCAUCUGGAAUGCAAAUGCCUUACCGGAACGCUAACCAAGGAUUUACAUCAUUCUUGAGUCCCAAUCCAUCAAUGGUAGGUGAGAGCCCAAUUGGUAGGAGUGAUCAACCAAGGAGUGGUGAGUAUUUGGGACAUGGUGGCUACCCGGGUGGAGGUGGUCAUCAGGAUGCUGGCAAUAAAGGCGAUUAUGCACAGUAUGGAAUGACAAGUAUAGCAAGAACCAUUCCUAAUUCCAAGUACCUCAAAGCAGCACAACAACUGCUUGAUGAAGUAGUUAAUGUUCGGAAAGCUCUGAGGCAUGCCGAUAAGGAUAAGAGCCAGAAAACAAAUGAGAAUGAGAUGAACAACAGCUCCAAGGAAGGAGACAGUGGAUCAAAGAAUGAUGAAUCUCUGAACAAUUUAGCCAGCGAACUUUCGCAUUCUGAAAGACAGGAGUUGCAGAAUAAGUUGACAAAGCUUUUGUCCAUGCUGGAUGAGGUUGACAGAAGGUACAAGCAGUACUAUCACCAGAUGCAGAUUGUGGUGUCGUCAUUUGAUGUCAUAGCAGGCUGUGGGGCCGCCAAACCGUACACAGCUCUCGCCUUGCAGACCAUAUCUCGCCAUUUCCGGUGCUUGAGGGACGCCAUUAACGGACAGAUAAAGACGGUCAGGAAAAGCUUAGGUGAGCAAGAGACAUCAGAGAAUAGCAAAGGUGUUGCAAUAACACGGCUUCGGUAUGUUGAUCAGCAGCUGAGGCAACAGAGGGCUCUUCAGCAGCUUGGCAUGAUGCAACAACACACUUGGAGGCCACAGAGGGGACUGCCCGAGAACUCCGUCUCGAUUCUUCGUGCCUGGCUGUUUGAGCAUUUCCUUCAUCCGUAUCCAAAGGAUUCUGACAAGAUUAUGCUGGCUAGGCAGACUGGAUUAACCCGAGGCCAGGUCUCGAAUUGGUUCAUCAAUGCGCGAGUUCGUCUCUGGAAGCCGAUGGUGGAAGAGAUGUACAAAGAAGAGCUCGGCGAUGCAGAGAUGGACUCCAACUCCUCCUCCGAAACUGCUGCUGCCAGAGCACUCUCAAGAGCUGACAUGAGAAGCUCUGAGGACCAAGGUGAAGAAAUGCAGCAGCAACAUCUAAGUGUGACCUCAUCGUCCGCCACAGAACAAGCUAUGGAGAAAACCUCUGAUCAUCAUCAUCAUGUUCAAGACAUGGAUAUGGUAGGAAGCUCAACUCUGAGGCCCCAUUUUCAAUUCGGCGCAACACAUGGGCGGCUCGAUGUCGACGAUUGUGGCCUUUACAAUGAGGCCAUCGGUGGCGGGGGUGGUGAUAAUAGGUUUAUGGCAGCAGCUGCUGCAGCGUACCAGAUGCAGGAAAUGGGGAGGUACGGUAGUGGGAGUAGUGGUGGCGUGUCGUUGACAUUAGGGUUGCAGCAUUGUGAAGGUGGUGGUGGAUUGCCGAUAUCCGGUGCGAGCCAUCACCACCAGAACCAAGGUUUUGUUUCCAUGAGAGGUGAUGAUAUCUAUAGUGCAGCCGCAGCAGCGUCGUCUGUAGGUGGAGAGACGAGGGAGUUUGAAUGUGUAAACCCAGGGAGUAGGCAGCAGCACAGGUUCAGUUCCUCCCAUUUGUUACAUGAUUUUGUAGCGUGAAAAUGGUCGAAUCCAGAUUCGACAAGGAUUGGCUUGUUGAUGGUGAAGGGAAAAGCUUUUGUAUACAAACACUGUUGUAGCAUAUUCAGCAAAGAAGUGGGAGGGGCCAGGGGAGGGUGGGGUAGAAUAUUUGUAAAGAUACAUAAUUUUUUGGCUGUCUAAAAAAUGUGGAAGAGUAAAGUGUACAAUUAAGUAGUCUUAAUUGGGGUUAUUGGUGAAAGGGGGAUAAACAUAAUACAUUCAUGGUUUUGAAUAAAGAUUGGUAUCAAUUGGUAAAACUCUUGGUCUUCUGAUUGCAGUGUAACCAGCUUGUUUAAUUGAAAUUUGCUUGCGAGGGAACGUUGGUUUCUUAAGGAGAGGAGUUCUACCUUGAAAUUUGAUCUUACUGGGAUUGUGACUAACCUGUGUGAGCAAAGGUAUGCUGGUAUAGCAUUAGAGGUGAUGGAUGAGUUGUGGAAGUGUUCCUAGCUUGAUUUGUUCUUAAACUUUUGUUGAAGGUGUGAGGAAGUCAGGGAAGAUAGAAGAUGCAUUUAAGAUGGAUGAAGUUGCUGAAGGCAGUUAUCAUUGUUCCAGAUAUUGUAACAUUCUACGGCAUAAUCCGAUUGCAGAGUUUGGAGAGCGUGAGAUGUUGACGAAUUGCGACGAUUGGGCUGUUCCCAGGUUUUCGAGCCUGAUGCAACGACCUACAACAUUUGGGGUCCUCUGGAUAUACAACAGAAGGCAAGAGUAAGGAAGGGGAAAGUCUUGGUGGAUGAGAUGUUGGAUAAAGAAUUUAUACCUGAUCUUGCUACUUAUAAUACGUUAAUGAAUGGACUGUCGAAUUCUAAAGGACAGCAUGUAACUUUUUCCUCAAGUAAACUUAAGUGACAUGGUCUUGUGGUAGACAUUGGAGGAUCUUCGUUCAAGUUUUAUGCAGCUGGUUUUUCCUGGUUAUAAUGUCCUCGUUUCCUGCCCACUAUGGUCUGAAUUCUAUAUCCUGGUCUCCCCCUCCUCAGCUUUCACACAUUCACAAGUUCUUGCCUUACAAAAUCAUAUGCUUUGGCUGUCAAUUUGAAGAGAGAAGCAAACUUGACAAAGAGAAAUCCUAAAGUUGAAGCCUAUUUCUCACAUCUAGCAAAUAGAUUGACUGGUUUAAG
Linum trigynum is the source of this 5712-nucleotide messenger RNA. The record is from the annotation of a GenBank genome assembly. Lineage: Eukaryota; Viridiplantae; Streptophyta; Magnoliopsida; Malpighiales; Linaceae.